Messenger RNA from Solea solea (common sole), 8568 nucleotides. RefSeq names its product dysferlin, limb girdle muscular dystrophy 2B (autosomal recessive) (gene dysf). The coding region runs from base 240 to 6635 and encodes 2131 amino acids. Gene Ontology annotation, molecular function: calcium ion binding; calcium-dependent phospholipid binding. The transcript is spliced from 57 exons. Lineage: Eukaryota; Metazoa; Chordata; Actinopteri; Pleuronectiformes; Soleidae. Gene Ontology annotation, biological process: negative regulation of phagocytosis; plasma membrane repair; macrophage activation involved in immune response. Gene Ontology annotation, cellular component: membrane; cytoplasmic vesicle; T-tubule. The record is from RefSeq and is a predicted model, not a curated record.
AAUGUGAACGUUUCCUCUGGAGGUGAAUGAAUUCCUCAUGUUCUCACAGCGGUCAGAAGCAGACGCAGAACAAGUCGCGCCUCCGUCCACUCGGUCCUCUCCUCUUCUUCUCUUCCUUACUCUGCUUUUAUUUUGGAGUUUUUUAUUUUUUGUGUGUCAGAAAUAAUCUGAGGAUUCUGGGAUUGAGUGAUUUGAGCCUCGCAGGUUUGGGUCGUUGGAUGUAGCGGAGCGCGUCGGUCAUGUUGCGUUGCGUUCUACAGCGAGCAAACAACCUGAGACACUCCCACCCGUUGGCGAGUGUCACCUUCAGAGGAUCUAAGAAGAAGACAAAGGUCAUCAAGAACAACCCGAACCCCGUGUGGAACGAGGGCUUUGAAUGGGACCUGAAGGGGAUCCCUCUGGACUCUGGAGCAGAACUGCACUGUGUUGUCAAAGACCAUGAGAAGAUGGGCAGGAACAGGUUCCUGGGAGAAUGUCGCCUGGCUCUCAGAGACGUCCUCAACUCUCCAGGCCUGGCUGCGUCCUUCACCAUCUCCCUGCUGGACAUGAAGAGGAACAACACCGGGGCCACACUCACCCUUCAAGUGUCCUACUCCCCUCCUCAUGGAUCACUUCCACCUUUCCAGCCUCUGUCCCAUUCCGAGUCCCUUCCUCACGCCAACCCAAACGUGGAGCUGGACACCGUCACCAUGAUUUCUCUGGACACGUUGGGCGAGGAGGACACGGAGAGCAUGCUGAUCCUGGAAGCUCCAGAGGACCAGGAGCCCGACGACGGGCGAUCCAUGGUCAUCGUCGGCCCUCAGGGGCCCACGGGCAAGGAGUCGCCCACGGCACAGACGCCCAAGCGCUCGCCGCCGUCCUACAACACCCACGGAGGUCUGAGGAAGAGGAGGAGGGGCUCGAGCGGUCAGCAGAAACCUCUGCCCAACAAACCCCAGGACCUUCAGGUUCGCGUGCGGGUCAUCGAGGCGAGACAGCUGCCGGGCAUCAACAUCAAGCCCGUUGUCAAGAUAACAGUCGGCGGACAGACGAAGAGGACGCGCAUCAGGAAAGGAAACAACCCGGUGUUUGACGAGACUUUCUUCAUGAACUUCUUUGAGACGCCGUCAGACCUGUUUGACGAGCCCAUCUUUGUCACUGUGUGUGACUCUCGCUCUCUCAGAACUGACGCCGUCAUCGGUGAAUUUAAGUUGGACGUUGGAACUGUUUACAACGAACAUAGACACUGUUUCUUGAGAAAAUGGCUGCUGCUGUGUGACCCCGACGACCUCUCUGCCGGGGUUAGAGGUUACCUGAAGGUCAGCCUGUUUGUCUUGGCAGCUGGAGACGAACCACCGGCUGAUAAACGAGAGUGCGUGGAGGACAAAGAGGACAUUGAAGGAAACCUGCUGAGACCGGCUGGUCUUUCUCUGAGAGGAGCCACCUUCACCCUGAGGAUCUUCAGAGCUGAAGACCUGCCACAGAUGGACGAUGCCUUCAUGGACGGGAUGAGGCAGAUUCUUGGGUUCGAUAGCAACAGGAAGAACUUGGUGGACCCUCUGGUGGAGAUCCACUUCGCUGGCAAAACGAUCAACACCAGGAUUAUGGAGAAGAACGCCAAUCCUCAGUGGAACCAGAGUCUGACGCUGCCGAUCCGAUUUCCCUCCAUGUGUGAGAAGAUGAGGAUCAGAAUUCUGGACUGGGACAGAGCCAGUCACAACGACGUCAUUGGCACCACCCACCUCUGUAUGUCCAAGAUCUCCGCCCCUGGAGGAGAGAUAGACGAUGACUUGUCUCCACGGACCGUCCACUCUGGCAUGGACGACAGCCUCGGUUUCCUGCCGACGUUCGGUCCAUGUUUCGUGAACCUGUACGGAAGCCCCAGAGAGUUCACCGCCUUCAACGACCCACACGAGGCGCUCAACCUCGGAAAAGGAGAGGGCGUGGCCUACCGAGGUCGCGUUUUACUUGAGCUGAACACAAAGCUGGCGGACAAGCCAGAGCAGAGAACUGAGGACGUCCCAUCGGACGACUUGCUGGUGGUGGAGAAGUUCCUCCGGAAGAGGAAGUUCUCACUCUUCGUGGAGUUCUACUCGGCCACGCUGCUGCAGGACGUCGACGACGCCAUCCAGUUUGAGGUCAGCAUCGGUAACUAUGGCAACAAGUUCGACUACACCUGCCUCCCCCUGGCGUCCACCACGCAGUUCAGCAGAGCCGUGUUUGACGGUUGUCACUACUACUACCUGCCGUGGGGAAACGUGAAGCCGGUGGUGGUUCUGUCUUCAGAGUGGGAGGACGUCACGCCGAGGAUCGAAGCUCUCAACAUGUUACUGACCAUCACACACAGACUGGAGGAGAACCUGCAGCGAGUGCAGAUGGAGGUGAAGACAGGAAGUGACCUGGAGGAGGUGGAGCUCCGAGUUGUGGAGCUGCUGGACCAGGUCAUCACAGACUGCAGUGAGGAGUUGCCGUCCCUCGCUCAGUGGCAGUGUGCGACGCCUCUCGAUCGCUCGCUCAGACACGUGCGAACGUUGCACCUGCAGCAGAUCAUCGCGGCGGCGCUCGCUCUCAAACACGGACCGGCCACCGACCUUUCCACCGUGCUGGAGCAGGCAGAGGACUGGGCGAGCAGGCUGAGGACGAUGUCUGACGAGCCUCAGAACAGUCUUCCCGACAUCGUGAUCUGGAUGCUUCAGGGCGACCGCCGCGUGGCCUAUCAUCGCAUCCCGGCGCACACCGUCAUCUUCUCCCAGGUGCAUUGUGGGAAACACUGUGGACAACUGCAGACCGUCUUCCUCAAGUACCCACAAGGCAACGGGGCCGAGGCCAAACUUCCUGGUCAGCUGAGAGUCAAAGUGUGGUUCGGAUUGACCGCGGACGUCAAACACUUCAACCAGUACGCGGAAGGAAAAGUGUCCGUGUUUGCUGAAACGUAUGAGAACCAGACGCGGCUCGGCCUGGUGGGCAGUUGGGGUACUACAGGCCUGACUUACCCUAAGUUCAGUGACAUCACUGGAAGAGUCAAACUUCCCAAAGACAGUUUCAAACCGUCGCCAGGCUGGACCUGGGGAGGAGAGUGGUGCAUCAGCCCCGAGAGGACACUGCUGUAUGAUGUGGACGCUGGUCACAUGACCUUCAGUGAGGAAGUGUUUGAAAACCAGAUGCGGUUACCAGGGGGACAGUGGAUCGGCAUGCCAGAGGGAUACACUGAUGUGAACGGUGAGAAGGCGGUGCCAAAGGACGAGGUGGACUGUCCUCCAGGUUGGGUGUGGGACGAGGUGGAGUGGAGCGAAGAUCUGAACAGAGCUGUGGAUGAUCAAGGCUGGGAGUACGGUCUGACCAUUCCUCCUGACCGUCGUCCAAAGUCCUGGGUCCCUGCAGAGAAAAUGUAUCACACAAACAGAAGAAGACGAUGGACAAGAAUGAGACGAAGAGACCAGCAGAAGAUGGAGGCGCUGAGGAAGCAGCGUCCAGAGGACACAGAGCGUGAAGGUUGGGAGUACGCGUCUCUGUUUGGUUGGAAGUUUCAUCUAAAGACCAGAAAGACCGACAGUUUCAGGAGGAGACGCUGGCGCCGCCGCAUGGAGCCUCUGGAGAAGACGGGCCCGGCGGCCAUCUUUGCUCUGGAGUGUUCUCUGAGCAGCAUCGAGGACAAAAGUGACGAUAAGUCGGUCACGACCACGUUUGGCGUCAACAGACCGACCAUUUCCUGUUACUUUGAUCGUGGCACGCGGUAUCACCUGCGUUGUUACCUGUAUCAGGCCAGAGAUCUGUUGGCCAUGGACAAAGACAGCUUCUCAGAUGCCUACGCUGUGGUGUCGUUCCUCCAUCAGUCCCAGCGAACGGUGACGGUGCGUAACACUCUCAAUCCCACCUGGGACCAGACGCUCAUUUUCUACGAGGUGGAGAUCUUCGGCGACCCCGAGGCCACGGCGGCGAAUCCUCCCAACGUCGUGGUGGAGGUUUACGACGAGGAUUCUUACAGUGCAGACGAGUUCCUGGGUCGCUGUGUGUGUCAGCCCUCGCUGACGCCGUCACCUCGUCUCAACUGGUUCCCGAUCCAUUUUGGCGAGAAAUACGGUGGCGAGCUGCUGGCCGCCUUCGAGCUCAUCCGCAGGGAAAAGCCGGCGAUUCAUCAUAUUCCAGGUCAAGAGGGAGACAUCACAAGCUCCACCCACGCUCUGGACGAGUUGCUGUUUUCGGGAUUCCUCUCUGAAAACCUGCAGCAGAUGCCGGAGGAGUCGGACCUUCCGUACCUGCCUCCUCAGCGAGAACCCAACGUCUUCAUGGUUCCUCAGGGAAUCAAACCUGUUCUGCAGAGAACCGCCGUUGAGAUUUUGGCGUGGGGUGUUCGUAACCUGAAGAGCUUCCAGUUAGCCAGCGUUACCUCUCCGAGCCUGCAGGUGGAGUGCGGCGGCAUCAUGAUCCAGAGCUGCGUCAUCCGCAGCAUGAAGAAGAAGCCCAACUUUGACGUCAACACUCUGCUGCUUGAUGUGAGACUUCCACGUGAGGAGCUCUACAUGCCGCCAAUCGUCAUCAAAGUCAUCGACAACCGUCAGUUUGGCAGGAAGCCCGUGGUCGGUCAGUGCACCAUCCGCUCUCUGGAGGAGUACCGGUGCGACCCGGAGGGCGAGGGAGCGGCGCCGGAGGACGAGGAGGACGAGGCGGGAUGGCGACGUGAAGCACCGCAGCUGACGUCCGGCGAGGUUUUCAUCGACAUCGGUGACGAGGAGCCGCUGGUUCCUGACCAGUUUGCAGAUGGAGCCGGCUCAGCUAUCAUUAACCUCUCAGCCUCUUUCUCCAGCCUUCAUGAGGAAGAGUCCAUGGACUGGUGGAGUAAGUUCUACGCCUCGACUGGAGAGAAGAACAAGUGUGGAACGUACCUGGAGAGAGGCCUGGACACACUGAAGGUGUUUGACAGAGAGUUGGAGAAGGUGGACGGUUUUGAAGGACUCUCUGAUUUCUGUCAGACCUUCAAGUUGUACAGAGGAAAGACUCAGGAUGACGGAGAGGAUCCGUCAGUGGUCGGAGAGUUCAAGGGCAUGUUUAAGAUCUACCCUCUGUCAGACGAUCCCGCCGCUUCGGCUCCGCCCAGACAGUUCCGGAAACUCCCCCCCAACGGCAUCGAGGAGUGUUUAGUGCGAGUCUACGUCAUCCAGGCUGAAGGUCUGCAGCCGAAAGACACCAACGGGAAGUGUGACCCAUACGUGAAGAUAACGCUGGGGAAAAAGACGAUCAGUGACCACGAGAACUACAUCCCCUGUACGCUCGACCCCGUCUUUGGAACGAUGUUUGAGUUCUCGUGUUCCCUCCCCGUGGAGAAAGACCUGCGAGUGAUGGUGUAUGACCACGACAUGCUGAAGAAAGACGAGAAGAUCGGCGAGACGCUCAUCGACCUGGAGAACCGCUUCCUGUCCAAAUAUGGAGCCAUGUGUGGUCUGCCGCAGUCCUACUGUGUCUCGGGCGUGAACCAGUGGCGCGAUCAGCUGACGCCGCGGCAGCUGCUGUGCAGAGUGUGUGAGCGGCGGCACCUGAGGAAACCGCUGUACGAGGACGACGCCGUUUAUUUCAGAGGAGUCAGAUACACAGCAGCUGACCUCGAGGACAAACAGGAGUCCAGACGUCACCUGGGUUCCCUGAAGGAGCGACUCUGUCUCCACGUCUUGAGGAAACUCACGUUAGUUCCUGAACACGUGGAGACGCGGCGACUCUUCAGUCCGCUACAACCCGACAUCGAGCAGGGACGUGUGAUGAUGUGGGUGGAUCUGUUUCCCAAGUCUCUGGGUCCACCUGGACCACCGUUCAACGUCACGCCGCGACGAGCUAAGAAGUUCUUCCUGCGCUGCAUCGUCUGGAACACGAUGGACGUCCUCCUCGACGACGUCAGCAUCAGCGGUGAGAGGAUGAGCGACAUCUACGUCAAAGGGUGGCUGGACGGACACGAGCACAACAAACAGAAGACGGACGUUCACUAUCGUUCACUGGGAGGAGAAGGAAACUUCAACUACAGAUUCUUGUUUCCUUUCAACUAUUUACCUGCGGAACAGCUGAUCGUCGUCAACAGGAAGGAACAUUUCUGGAGCGUCGACAAAGGCGAAACCAAACUGGCUCCUAAACUCACCAUCCAGAUCUGGGACAACGACAAGUUCUCCUUCGACGACUACCUCGGUCACCUGGUGAUGGACCUGAACCACAUGCUGCGUCCGGCCAAGUCGGCGGAGAAGUGCGACCUGCGUCUGCUGGAGCAGCCGGCGGGAACGCUGGUGUCUCUGUUCGAGCAGAAGACGGUGAGAGGCUGGUGGCCGUGCAGCUGCGAGCAGAACGGAGAGAAGAUUGUCGCCGGGAAGGUGGAAAUGUCUCUGGAGAUCGUGACGGAGCAGGAACAGGACGAGCGUCCCGCCGGCCUCGGCAGAGACGAACCCAACAUGAACCCUCACCUGGAGGAGCCUCAUCGUCCUGAGACGUCCUUCCUCUGGUUCUCGUCCCCCUAUAAGACGCUGAAGUUCAUCCUGUGGCGACGCUUCAAGUGGGCCAUCAUCCUCUUCAUCAUCCUCUUCUUCGUCUUCCUCUUCUUGGGCGUCUUCCUCUACUCCUUCCCUAACUACGCUGCCAUGAAGAUGGUUGGACCGUUUGGACCAGCGAAGACGUCUCAGUGAAGACGAGGAGUUUGAAGAAGUUUGUCCGUCGCCGUCGUCGUCGUCGCCGUCUUCACAAAGUUGUUAAUGAACACGUGUGACCUCCCUCUGACUGUGUGUGUGUGUGUGUGUGCUGUACUGGAUCAGAUCUCAGCAGGCGUCUCCAGCAGCGUUCCUCCGUCUCGCGUCCUCGGCGCUUUCAUGUCUCGCUCCGUCUCUCAUCUUCACUCGCGCUGAAAUCCCGAGUCUCCGAACUCUGGCUCGACCUACAUUUAAAUUUAAAGAAAAAAAAAGAAGAGAAACAGGAAAGAGAAUUAUUGCUGUUUGAUGUUUUUUUUCCUCCUGCUGUUUCUCAGACGAGAGUCGAGGUCAGCGUCGUUUCAAAAUCUCUAAACUUUAUCGUUCUCAAUUCUGUUUGAAAAAAAAAAAACCCUCAGAGUAACAUGACUCAUCAGUUUCCUCUUCUUCUCCUCCAUCUUUUCUUCUUCCUCAUACCCACUCCCUUCCUCUCUUCUUCUCAUCAUUUCCUUGUUCCCUUCCCUUACUUCCUCCCCUCUUCCUCAUUGUCCCGCUCUUCCUCCUCUUCUUCAUUUUCCCGUAGCUCCUGUUCCUCCUGUUUCUUUUCCUCCUCUUCCUCCUCUUCACUCUCUGGGUUCAGCGGGUUAAGUCUUGGAUUUGCUCGUGUUGAUCUUUGGAUUUGUUGGUUUUAUUAGCACAGAGAGAUGAUGGAGACUGAUAAGAACACACACACACACACACACACACACGGAUUCUCUGGAAUUUCCUGACACACUUUGUGUGUGUGUGUGUGUGUGAAGUAAAGAAACACACGUGAUAAAAACAAACAGAGCUGCGUUUAAAAACGACAUGGACGCAGCUUUCGUGCCAGAUCUCGGUUAAUUUACCUUCUGAAGUAACGACGCGUACAAAAAACACGGGAAUUCCCGUUUGUUUUUGCUCGUUUCUCCACGUUUGUCGUCUGGAAAACUUUAGAUGUUGCUGCUAAGAAAAACGCUGCGACUUUGGCCAAAAACAAAUCCGUAAAGUUGACGAGCGCUAAACGUAAAUGGUCGCAGUUGAGCACCAGCAGGUCAAAGAAUCUUUUUUCUUCGGAAGUAAAUCCGAAGAGACGCCUCGUUAUUUACCGCCACGGUUACUGCUUUCAAGCGGAAACUGUAAUUUAAGACAUGGGAAGUCGUAAACGGGGACAAAUUGCAGAAAACAUUGCUCAGGUUGUGAUUUUGGCGCCGCCCUUCCACCUCGUUUACUUCACAACAUCGCAAAGUGGAAUGUUUGUAAAAGCUGCAGCCAUUUUAAAAGUGUCGGAGUUCAUUUUUUCAGUCGAUAGCAAAAACGUGUCGUACAGAAUUCAAAAUGUUUUUAUUUCUCAGGAAAACAUUACGUUAGCAUUAGCUUAGCAUCUGCGUCUCAACUCUCCUCUUGCGCCAUGUUAAACACUUCCUGUGUCGUAAAACAGCAAAAGUUACAUUUAAAGGCGCUGAUAUUUACGUUGUAAUGCUGAAUGUUGCAUACUGCACCUUUAAAUGUUAUAUAACUAUAGACAAUAUGUGCAAAUUAUAAAAAGAAAAUGUCAACAGCGUUGGUUGUUUCAAUUUUAUUUUCAUUUUAACAUUUCGUGCCUUGUAUCUUGUAGCAGAAGGCUUUUAUUCUGAAAAUCCUGUAUUCAUGCUGCAAAUAUGAUUCAACACUGUUUGGUUUUGUCUUAAACAACGCAACGUGCCUUUAGCUUUUAGCUUCACUGCUAACAUGUACAGAAACGCUGACUGAUCACUCAGCAUCAACACUAACACAAACUUUUCUCCUGAAAGUAUUUAAUUUGUCACUUUAAAUCUCACUGGGAGACAAAAGACUGAAUAAACAUUAAACAUGACGUGUUGUUUAUGUUUAACAACAAUAUGUUAUUGUGUUAUCAAUUAAAGUGCAUUUGAAUCAG